UUCUUUUAUUUGAGAAAAGGUGUAAUCUGAUAGAAAUUUCAAGUGUAAUAAACACACGUAAAAUUACAAACUUAAAUGAUCAUUUGAUCAAUAUAGAGGUAUGAUUAUAUUUUUGCUGUAAAAUUUAUAGUAAUGUUAAUAUUAUGUAAGAAAUACAUAAUUUUUCAUCGGUAAAGUUCGAAGAUAAGAGGGGGAAUGGUAUCACAUUUUCCUUCAUAAUUCAAUUUUUACUUCUACAAAAAAAUAAUAAAAAAAACUGACGAUGGCUAUUUGUACGUUACGUACAAAUAUAGACAAGGCGUCUCCAGUUGUUAACUCCUCCAAGAUUGUAGUUGCCAUUUGAACAUCCCCUAUAGCAGGAAUGUUUUGGGUGACGCAGGACAGAUUGAUUUGACGCUUUUGGAAUAAAUUGAUGAUGUCAUUGCCAUAAUUGCGCAAUGUGAUUGGGUACUAUUAAUAGGUUUGAUUAGGACCCAUUUAUGUUAUCUCUAAGAUAAUACUUACAUCGGCAAAUUAGCAAUAAGAUUAGUUACGUGUUAGCAUUUCCUUGCAAUGACGCGUUUACUCUUUUACGUUGGGCUGCUGUGUUUUGGCGGCAGCUUGGCUUGGCCCGGCUUCGGAACAUCCUCAGAAAAUGAACCAGAUGGCGUGGUAUUCUGCUAUUACGGCGAAUGGGCCAACACGAGACCCGGUGCCGGCCGCUUCGGCGUCAGCGACUUACCCACGGAUCUCUGCACACACAUCGUCUUCUCCUUCCUGACCCUAGACGGGCCUACGGGGAAUCUGACUUACCCUCUUGAAUCAACGCAUGAAGGGAAAAGUAAUUCCGUAGCGAAUCUUAUAGCGUUGAAACAGUCCAAUGCCAAUUUGAAAAUUUUGGCUGCUAUCGGCGGUUGGGUAGAAGGUUCGGAUAACUUUUCACCGGUUGUCAAUGAUGAUACUCUGAGGGCAAUCUUCAUCAGAAACUUGUACGACUACAUCGACACCAAUGGCUUCGAUGGUUUCGAUUUGGACUGGGAAUAUCCUUCGCAAAGAGGAGGCCUAGAAUCAGACAAGGAAAAAUUCGUUUUGUUCGUAAAAGAGUUGAAGGAAGCGUUCACGCCUAAAGGAUACCUGCUGACCUCCGCAGUCGCCGUCACCCAGUACCACAUUGACCUGUCCUAUGACGUCCCAGAACUCAAUAAAUACUUGGACUUCAUAAACCUGAUGACGUAUGAUUAUCACGGCACCUGGGACGCGGAGACAGGCGUGAACGCGCCCCUUUUCCCCCAGGAAACGGAUGACCCCAACCUCAACCUGAAUGUGAACCACUCUGUCCACGUCUGGAUUACCAACGGCGCGUCUCCAUCCAAGCUGCUGCUAGGUCUGGGAGCAUACGGAAGGACCUUCACCCUGACGAGUUUGGACAACACCGGGAUUGGUGCGCCUUUCGACGGGCCUGGUGUAAGCGGCCCUUAUUCUCAGGAAGGCGGGUUUUUUGGUUACAAUGAGCUUUGCGAAGACCAGAAGAACAAUCCUUCUGCAUGGAAUAUCACCGAGGUGGAAGGAAACUACGUGUAUGCCAACAAGGACCUCUUCUGGAUCGGCUAUGACAACCCCAGUACUAUCUAUGCUAAGGCACAAUACGCCAAGGCAAUGGGUCUAGGCGGCAUCAUGUACUGGGCCGUGGACUUGGACGACUUUAGCGGGUUCUGCGGGGACAAGUACCCGCUCAUCAGGCAGGGCAUCGAGGGAUUCAAAUCAUCUGCUUCUAUUAUCAGUGCCGCAAAGCUAUUAUUAUUAGUAUGUCUGUUUAAUUGUAUUAUUCAAUUUAGGUUUUUGUAAUAUGGAUGUAAAAAGUGAAAUAAAGAUAAAUUAUUAAACUGA
Messenger RNA from Cydia pomonella (codling moth), 1866 nucleotides. RefSeq names its product acidic mammalian chitinase-like. NCBI's taxonomy places the organism in Eukaryota, Metazoa, Arthropoda, Insecta, Lepidoptera, Tortricidae. The record is from RefSeq and is a predicted model, not a curated record. Gene Ontology annotation, molecular function: chitin binding; chitinase activity. The transcript has 9 exons. Bases 553 to 1824 code for a protein of 423 amino acids. Gene Ontology annotation, cellular component: extracellular region. Gene Ontology annotation, biological process: carbohydrate metabolic process; chitin catabolic process.